CGUAACAAACGGGUGUACACCUGUAUGUUGCCAAGUCUCUACUGGCACAUAAACUAGAAACACAUUGUAGGCUACAGCUAUGGCUAAACACAGUUUUUAAAUACAUUUAUAAUAACCGGCAUACAUUGUAUGCCGAUCAUCUAGCCUACAAUGUCGGUCCAACACCCCGACAGAGAGGACGACGUCGAAGGAAGAAGAGGAUUCUUCAUCGAACCAGAAUACGACUGGGACGAUGAGCAGGAUAAUGUAGACCACCACACACUUAUUUUACAAAAAGCUGAUGCACUGGCAUCAGAAAACCGUCUCAAAGAAGCCAUCGAUGUUUACUCGAUGGCCUUGAGAUAUGGUUCUGCAGGGCCGGAGCAGAUGAGCACUUUAGUGGAUUGUAUUCUGCGCAACUUCAAGAGAAAGCUGGGAAAGGAUGAGGCGCCUUCGGAACGAAAGCUACAUAUUUUGGAUAACGCCGGGGAGGAGGAUGUUUUUGACUGCUUGAAUUGUCACAGAUUUCUAGGCGAGCCCGUGACCAUCGGCUGUGGACAUUCGUACUGUAAAAGAUGUUUACAACAUCAGCUGCUCUCCAAAUGCAAGCUGUGUAGCGAGGUAGGAGGCAUGCCGGCGGAGCUUAAAACGAAUGUGAUUCUAUUUGGACUUUUGGAAAAGUGGUUUCCCGAGGAGCUGAAAAGGUCUAGAGCUAUUAGUGAAAUUGAAGACCUGUCUCGAAGGAAACAUUUCGAGGAGGCCGUAUCACUAGCGACAGAUAUGAUUGAAUCUGAUCCUGGGGAUGAGGCAGUGCGGUGGUCACGGGUCAAGGCCUACACCGGGCUCCAGCAGUACCGAUUGGCCCUGGAGGACGCUGAACUCUGUCUUAGCUCUGCCCACUCUGCAGAGGGUUUCUACUGGAAGGCCAAGGUCCUCCAGGACAUGGGCCAGGUGGACGACUCGCUGCAGGUUUUCCUCCACUGUCUGGCCCUGGACGAGGACUUCACCCUGGCAAAACGAGAGGUGGAAAUGAUACUGUGCGACCUGCUGUCUCCGGCCGGCGAGAAAGUGAAGGUGGGCCUGAGGGAGACGGCGCAGAGCACAUCGCCUCGCCUGCGUAGUAAAACUGUGGUGGCAGACGCCCAGGCCAGAGCCCAACAGCAUCAGGCCAAAGCCGAACACCCUGCCCUGCACCAAGUCCAGGCUCGCACUUCCUUGGCAGACCCCAGCCCCGCCGCACAACACGAGAAGCCGGGUCGCUCUGGGAGCCUGGAGCGUUCGAGCCUCGGCCGCGGUCACUCGAUGCGAGCCCACGGGCCGGGCCUGGGUCUGGGCAGCUUGGAUGAGGGUCUGAAACGUGUCUGCUCCGCACCCCAGCUGGGGGACCAGGAGAAAGGCGUGCUGCUGAAGAGGAAGCUGUCGGCCUCCGAGGGCGGACCCCACGUCGUCUACAGCCACGGGAGCAAGCACAAGAAACAAGGAGGGGCCUGUGGUGUUUCGAGCCAGGGAGCCUCAGCGCGCGCUCACAGAGUCGUACCCAGGGACCUACUGGACCCCAACGACCUGGAGUGUUCCCUCUGCAUUAGAUUGUUCUACGAACCGGUGACCACGCCGUGCGGUCACACUUUCUGUAAAAACUGCCUGGAGCGCUGUCUGGACCACACACCCCAGUGCCCCCUCUGCAAGGAGAGCCUCAAAGAGUACCUAGCAGCCAGGAAUUACACAGUCACCAGUGUGCUGGACCGAGUGAUAAAGCAGUACCUGUCUGAGGAGCAGUCGGAACGGCAGAAGACUCACCUGGAGGAGACCAAAGAGCUCGCAGACCUGACGAAGAAUGUCCCCAUCUUUGUGUGCACCAUGGCCUACCCGACCGUGCCGUGCCCCCUGCACGUCUUCGAACCGCGCUACCGCCUCAUGAUCCGCCGCUGCAUGGAGACCGGCACGCGGCAGUUUGGGAUGUGCAUCAACGACGCUCAGAAAGGAUUUGUGGAGUACGGCUGCAUGCUGAUCAUCCGGAGCGUCCACUUCCUCCCAGACGGGCGUUCCGUGGUGGACACCAUCGGAGGGAAGAGGUUCCGGGUGCUGACCCGCGGGAUAAAGGACGGGUACUGCAUCGCCGACAUCAAGUACCUGGAGGAUACCAGGGUGAGCGACGACGAGGAGCUGACACAGCUGCAGCAGCUGCACGACGUCGUUUACGAACAAGCGCGCACCUGGUUCCAGAACCUCAAGAACCGCUUCCGCAACCAGAUCCUUCAGCACUUUGGCGCCAUGCCCGAGAGAGAGCCCGACAUCCAGGCGACACCCAACGGUCCGGCUUGCUGCUGGUGGCUGCUGGCCGUGCUGCCCAUCGACCCUCGCUACCAGCUGUCGGUGCUUUCCAUGACCACGCUGCGCGAACGCCUGGUCAAGAUCCAGCACAUCCUCUCCUACCUGCAGAGCAUCCCCAACGAGUAGAAGAGUAGAGUGCCACCCGGCCACCGCUACUUCUUACAUCCUGGUUCCAACACCGUGUACCUCCAUACCACAUCUAACAACACAGACUCCCACGACUCCGUACAUCGGAUGUCGCUACUUAUUACUGCUGAGGCAUCUCCCACAAGACAUCCGUGAGACGUCAAUGAGACAUCCCACUGAGAAGACAGAGUCACACAACACUUCUACGACACCAGCAAGAUCCCAGUCACAUAAGCAGCUAGCUUUAGCAACACGACAGCUAGCUUUAGCAACACGACAGCUAGCUUUAGCAGCACGACAGCUAUCACACACCAGCUAGGUUCAUCAGCGAGAAUCCACAGACGGCUGAGAAAUCAGCCGAAUUCUAAGAAUUGGUCUUAUCUCUUGUAAUGACGCUUUCUCUCUCCGUCUCUCUCUCUCCACCCUCCAGGGGCGUUCUUGUCUCUGGUUUUUGGUAGGCUGAGAUAGAUGUCUCUCUCUUUCUCUCUCUCUGUGAUGUUGGCUACUGUCAGCUUGGUUACUAGAGAGAGAAAUUGGUGAAGGAGAUGUCUCCUUUGUCUUGUCUACUCAAGACGACCCAAGCAGCCUCUCUAUUCGGUCACUGUUGAAGGGUAGAAUGGAGGGGGCGGGUGGAUGUGUGUUUGUUUCUAUGGGUGGACGGUGCUUCUGUGCAAAUCCCAAAUGCUGAAAUUGAGUCUGUCGGAGGGGGGGGGGGGGGUGAAUUGUAGAAGGUUGGUGGUAACAUAUGGAGGGAGGGGGUACUAGAAUUGUUUGUGUGCUACAAAGCCCAACAUGUGGGAUGGUGCAGCCUUACAAUUACACUGAAAACAAAAAAGUGUGAAUCUGACUCUUCCAGUCAUUAAGCCCCUCUGUCACUUCUCUCUGUCGACUAAACGCACAACUUCCUUCACCGCUGCCACCUGGUGGUGGUGGACCCUGGUGAAAAAGAGAGCUUCCCCCCUUUUUUUAUGAAUUGUCUCCCAAAUUUUUUACUUUGACAUAAAUGUUUUGUUUUCUUCCAACACUUCAGAAAGAAAACCCUUGUGGCAGCCAUUUUGUCCAGUCUGUAGUAUAGCUACAGAUGUUGGACUGUGGUCUCGCGACGCUCCCAAGUUCUGUUCUCUUUAACAGUUUAAAAAAAUCCAGACUUCCAAUAUACAUGAAUUACUCUGAAUUUUGUUUUUGUUGUCGUUUCUCAGUGGAUACGAACCUCUUGAAUCCCGAUAGCUUAGGAAGCGUCAUUGAUUUUGCAUUGGGGAUGUUUCCCAUUCCGAGUUAUCGAUUCUUGAGAGAAACAUCAAAAGUCAUCCAUGUGACUCGAGUGAUGUAUUUCCUAUCUCUCUUCUAAGCCAAUCCUUUCAACUUCCUGUUUAAAUUCAAUGUUAACUGAAGUCAUUUUUAAGGACAGAUAUAUAAAUAUAUAUUUUGACAGUAUGUUUGUAUGUACAAAAUCACAAAAGGGGAAAGUUGCAAUAUUGUGACACAGUGAAAAGGAAAAAAAAACUAAACAAUGACCUGCAUUCAGCACUGCAAGGGUUAAAGGUCACCCUGUUGUCAAGUAAAAAGCAGUCACCUGCCUUUUGUAAAAAAUAAAUAAAAAGGACUUAUAUAGGUGAAUAUAUCCGGGGUGGUCGAUUUCAGACUAAUUUUUGCCUUAUACCAUUUUAGCGUUUUGCUUUGAAUGGCACAAUGCGACGGCUUGGUUAGCAUUCAUUUUGCCGUACUAGUAAUUGUGAUAUUUGUGUUAAUUAUUUGUCAUUUCUUUAGCCGCGUCAUGGCCGAAUCGUUCACAAUGUGUAUAAUGUAUGUCAAUUUCGGCUUUGUUUCGUUUAAACCAUUUUGUUUUUGGACAGAUCAUGCUUUCUCUCGAAUGUUUAAAUUAUCAAUUUUCAAUAAUAAAUGAACUUUUUUUUCAA
Molecule: messenger RNA, 4352 nt
Organism: Oncorhynchus nerka (sockeye salmon)
Lineage: Eukaryota; Metazoa; Chordata; Actinopteri; Salmoniformes; Salmonidae
Product: LON peptidase N-terminal domain and RING finger protein 1-like
Exons: 11
Coding region: 151-2436 (761 amino acids)
Molecular function (GO): protein binding; ubiquitin protein ligase activity
Source: RefSeq, a predicted model, not a curated record